AUGGCGGGCGUGUGCAAUCCGGAGGAGUACGUGCCGGCAGAGGUGUUUGAGAAGGUGAAGGCGGCAUCGGCAUCGGUGGCGACUCCAGCAUUGUUUAUGAGCGUGCCGUUAGUGGAGUCGGCGUACCAAGAGUUGUGUUCUGGGUUUCCUUACGCUCGUGUAUUUUAUGCUGUUAAAGCAAAUCCUGCUCGUCAGAUUUUGGAAGCAUUGGCAAGAUUGGGUUCGUGUUUUGAUGUGGCAUCAGUGUACGAAUUGGAUGAAGUAUUAUCUCUUCCUGGAGUGGAUGGCACACGUGUGUCUUAUGGAAAUACAAUUAAGAAGGCUCGGGAUGUGCGUUAUGCAUAUGGAAAAGGUGUGAGGAUGUUUGCGAGUGACAGUGAAGCAGACUUGAGGAAUAUAGCCAAGGCCGCACCAGGGUCGCGGAUUUAUGUCCGAAUUAUUACUGAUGGUUCUGAAAGCGCUGAUUGGCCACUGAGUCGUAAGUUUGGGUGUCAUCCAGAUAUGGCGAUGGAUCUAUUGAUUUUAAGUCGUGAAUUGGGACUUGAACCAUACGGUAUCAGCUUCCAUGUCGGCAGUCAACAACGUGAUAUCGCCACCUGGGAUGCAACGAUUGCCAAAGUCAAAGUCAUUUUCGAACGACUUAGAGAAGAAGAUGGAAUACGACUAAAAAUGAUCAACAUGGGAGGAGGAUUACCCGCCAACUAUGUCUCAAGAACCAACUCGCUUGAUACCUACACUGCUGAAAUCACUAGAUUCCUUAAGGAAGACUUCCCUGAAAAUGAUGAUUUCCCCGAAAUCAUCAUCGAACCCGGACGCAGUCUUGUUGCCAAUGCUGGCGUCAUCGUUUCUGAGGUCGUACUCGUCUCACGCAAAAGCAGAUUCGCUAUUGACCGAUGGGUCUACACCGAUGUGGGACUCUUCAAUGGACUCAUUGAAUGCCUCGACGAAGCUAUCAAAUUCCCCCUAUGGACACCACGCGAAGCAGAAGAAGAAGAAGUUGUACUCGCCGGACCUACUUGCGACUCCAUGGAUAUCCUCUACGAAAAUUUCCGAUACAGACUUCCGCUCAACCUAUGCGCCGGAGACAAACUCUUCUUCCUAUCCACUGGUGCAUACACUGCAUCCUACGCCUCCGUCUGCUUCAAUGGGUUCCCACCCAUUGAAACACACUUCGUCUAA
Messenger RNA from Gregarina niphandrodes, 1179 nucleotides. RefSeq names its product ornithine decarboxylase/arginine decarboxylase. NCBI's taxonomy places the organism in Eukaryota, Apicomplexa, Conoidasida, Eugregarinorida, Gregarinidae. Gene Ontology annotation, molecular function: ornithine decarboxylase activity. The coding region runs from base 1 to 1179 and encodes 392 amino acids. The record is from RefSeq and is a predicted model, not a curated record. Gene Ontology annotation, cellular component: cytoplasm. The transcript has a single exon.